Molecule: messenger RNA, 3531 nt
Organism: Theobroma umbraticum
Lineage: Eukaryota; Viridiplantae; Streptophyta; Magnoliopsida; Malvales; Malvaceae
Product: protein SPA1-RELATED 3
Biological process (GO): photomorphogenesis; protein phosphorylation
Molecular function (GO): protein binding; protein kinase activity; ATP binding
Source: RefSeq, a predicted model, not a curated record
UAUCAUAAUAAAGAAAAAGCAACUUUUUUUACAUUUUUUUUUAUGUUGAUAUUUAAAUGGUCCGUGUUUUUUGUUGGGACGAUUUUGUUUUGUUUUUCGAUUCUUGUUUGUUUUUUUGGUUAUGAAAAUAUUGUGGGAAUUUUGUGAGGUUGAGAAUCUUAGGUGUCAACUAAAAGAUGUUUUUUUGCUAUGUGGUUCAGUUUUCAGGUUGGUCUAGCAGGAACAGAAGAACAUCCUUUCAUGGUGUUAACUGGGAAUUGUGUUUCAGUUUUCUUGAUGGGAAGUUGGGGCUCUUUCAUAUUUUGACAAUGAAAUGAGUUCAUGAUUCAAAAUGAUAAUGGUAGGAGUGAGAGAGUGGAUAAGAAGCCAGAGAAUUUUUUCAUUUCUUGGCGGUCUUCAUGCAGUUCUCCGUGGAUAACUAUGGAAGGUUCAUCUGAGUCUGCUUGGCAGAAAUCUGAUAGUUCUAGGGCACUGAAUACUUCUGGAGUCUCAGACAGGGAUCCAAGGCUGUUUGGUGCUGAGCAAAUCGACGUUUCAGGUGAUGUUUCGCAUGAUUUUGGGUUUAGAAAGGAGGAUGAUAGGGAUGUGCUGGCUCAUAAUGAUCACCUUAGAAGCCAGGUUGGUGUCUCUGGGGUUUGCGAGGAUGAGACAGCAGUAAACCCUUUCGUCCGUACCAUUGAAUGGGGUGAUGUUAGCUUAAGGCAGUGGUUGGAUAAAUCAGAACGGUCCAUUGAUGUCUUCGAAUGUUUGCACAUAUUUAGGCAAAUAGUUGACAUUGUAAAUGUAGCGCAUUCACAAGGGAUUGUUGUCCAUAAUGUUCGGCCUUCCUGCUUUGUCAUGUCCUCCUUUAAUCAUGUUUCCUUCAUUGAAUCUGCAUCUUGUUCGGAUUCUGGAUCUGAUUUUGUUGAGGAUGCGUUAAAUAGCCAAAAUAUGGAGGUUAAGGAUUUAUCCUCUACUUUGCCCCUUGACAUGCAUCAGCAACGUGGGCUGAUGAAUGAAGAUGUGCAAACUCCAACAAAUGCUGUAUCAGAAGCCAGUUGCAUGCAGUCAGGCUCAGUAUGUGCAAGGAAUGCACCUUUAGAGGAAAGUGAAGAAAAUAAACUCUUGGACAGAAGAAACUUUGAACAAGUAGAAGAGAGAAAGCAACCAUUUCCUAUGAAACAAAUAUUGCUUAUGGAGAACAGUUGGUACACUAGUCCUGAAGAGGUUGCUGAUUCUACCAGUACUUGUGCUUCCGACAUCUAUAGGUUGGGAGUUCUUCUUUUUGAGUUAUUCUGCCCGUUUAGCUCCAGAGAAGAAAAGACUAGAACCAUGUCUAGUUUAAGACAUCGAGUUCUUCCUCCACAGUUGCUAUUGAAGUGGCCAAAGGAAGCUUCAUUUUGUUUAUGGUUAUUGCAUCCUGAGCCAAGUAGUCGUCCAAAAAUGGGUGAGUUGUUACAGAGUGAGUUUCUUAAUGAACCAAGAGAUAAUCUGGAAGAACGUGAAGCGGCCAUAGAACUCAGGGAGAGAAUAGAGGAGCAAGAGUUAUUGCUAGAAUUCCUUUUGCUGAUACAACAAAGGAAACAGGAAGUUGCUGAUAGGUUGCAGGAUACUGUUUCUUUUCUGUGUUCUGACAUUGCAGAAGUUACAAAGCAGCAAACAAUUUUAAAGAAAAAGGGAAGCUCAUAUACAGAGGUGGGCAAAGAUGACACUUCAACAUCAAAUCUCCCCUCAGUAAAUAUCGUUGAUACUGAUGAUUCUUCUACCUUGGGUUCUAGAAAACGACUUAGACCAGGACUUCAGAUUCAAAAUAUAGAAGAAUGUGGUGAUAAUCUAGACACUCGUCAAAAGUCUGAUACAGUUACUGAAAAUAAAGAAAGCAUUCUCCUGAAAAGUUCUCGGUUGAUGAAAAACUUUAAGAAACUUGAGUCGGCAUAUUUUUUGACAAGAUGCAGGCCAGUGAAGCAGUCAGGGAAGCCUUUGAGUAGACAAACACCAUUGAUUAGUGAUGGCAGGGGAUCUAUUGUUCUGACAGAAAGAAGUUCUGUCAAUAAUUUAACAUCAAAAGAGAGGUAUAGCGAGAGCUUGGAAAGUGGAUGGAUAAAUCCCUUCCUUGAGGGCUUGUGCAGGUAUCUAUCUCACAGCAAGUUAAAGGUCAAGGCAGACUUGAAGCAAGGGGAUUUAUUAAAUUCUUCCAACCUCGUAUGCUCUCUCGGUUUUGAUCGUGAUGCAGAAUUUUUUGCUACAGCUGGUGUAAAUAAGAAGAUUAAAGUAUUUGAAUGUGAUGCAAUAAUAAAUGAAAAUCGUGACAUCCACUAUCCCGUGGUUGAAAUGGCUAGUCGGUCAAAGCUAAGCAGUAUAUGUUGGAAUAGUUAUAUUAAAAGCCAGAUUGCAUCAAGUAACUUUGAAGGAGUGGUGCAGGUGUGGGAUGUUACAAGAAGUCAAGUACUCACUGAAAUGAGAGAACAUGAGAAACGCGUAUGGUCCAUCGACUUUUCAUCAGCAGAUCCAACAAUUUUGGCUAGCGGGAGUGACGAUGGCUCUGUAAAGCUAUGGAGUAUCAAUCAGGGAGUAAGUAUUUGUACCAUCAAAACAAAGGCCAAUGUUUGCUGUGUCCAAUUUCCCUUGCACUCUGGUCGUUCUCUUGCAUUUGGUUCAGCAGAUCAUAAAAUUUAUUAUUAUGAUCUCCGAAACUCUAGGAUUCCUCUAUGCACACUAGUCGGGCACAAUAAAACUGUGAGUUAUGUCAAGUUUGUGGAUUCAAGUACUCUUGUCUCUGCUUCUACGGAUAAUACUCUGAAGCUUUGGGAUUUGUCAAUGUGCACAUCUCGGGUUAUUGAUACUCCCCUUCAGUCCUUUACUGGCCACAUGAAUGUAAAGAACUUCGUGGGCUUGUCAGUAUCUGAUGGUUACAUUGCCACUGGCUCAGAGACUAAUGAGGUAUUCAUAUAUCAUAAGGCUUUCCCAAUGCCAGCAUUGACAUACAAGUUCAACAACAUGGAUCCACUUUCUGGGCAUGAAAUGGAUGAUGCUGCACAGUUUAUCUCUUCCGUGUGUUGGCGUGGCCAGUCCUCUACCCUAGUUGCUGCAAAUUCUACUGGGAAUAUCAAAAUUUUGGAGAUGGUUUAGUUUGGCCUCUUCUUCUAAAUCAUCCACAAUUCAAUCAAGGACAGAACCAAACCCAUCCUCCAUGCAAGUGCAGAACAACGAGUAAUGGCAGGUACCUUCCAUUGGAGAAGAUUAAGGGCAUAGCUUUUGAGCAAAACAAUUUUUGGCUGUAGAUGAUAGCGGAUGCAGUUAACAUGAAGAGUGAGAAUGACUUGAUCAAAUAUAUGUAGAUAAAAAUUCAAAGGAGAGAAAAGGGGUAAAAAAUCAGUCCUCUUGUAUAUUUUAUAAUGUUAUAGUUCAUAGUCAAUUUUUUUUAACAAGUAUAAUUAAUUUUUCUGAUGCAUCACAGUUUACCAUUUCGUGGUGGAUGUUAUUUAUAAAUGUUUCCACAACUGUUAGCAAAAUGGCAGAACAUAAUUGUCAAGGCACUUUAUUUCUUUUUUA